AGUGUUUGAUUUGAUGUUCCACGAGUUUUCGCCGGUCCAUUUCAUAAUACUUUGACUAUGGGGAACGUAAUAGGGAACAGCACAAAGCGAAUAACUCGGUUUGCUGGGAGAUUUAAUCUCGAGAGUCGAGUCAACAAGGUACUCGAACAGGAAAAACCACAACCAGCACCUAGACACGAAACUACAGCGAAAAUCUUGGAACAGUUUGCAGUUGACCACCCAGAACUAUUUGAUGAGCAAAAGAAAAAAGAUUCAGAUCUUCAUGAAAGACUGAAACAGAUACGAAUUGACUCAACAGGAAGCCUUCCACAGAUAAAAUCACGUCCUCUGCCUGAAAGGAAUCGACCAAGUGAACCAAAAAUAUCAGGAUACAGGGGUUUUCUGGAUCCACAGAAUGUGCCUGAGGGGAGAUUGUCUCUUAAAAAUAUCAUGAAGAUUCUCACAAAGGUUCAAGAAACACCUGUGUUAGAUCCAAAUGCUGUCAAAAAUAUAGCAAAGGAAUAUAAAUUAGAUGUACUACAAGUGCAGCAGUUACUGAGACAUUUCAAAGCUCUGGAAAUGAAAUUCCCAGAUACCUUACAGAAGAAACAUCCAACUCUUGCUGAAGAUCUAUCAAACGUUGGCCAUAAAGGUGUAGAUAAUUGGGUCAGUGAUAUCAAGGCUAAUAAGGAGGCCGGUAAAGAUCUAGUAGAUGAUGCUAAGGAAAAAGUAUCUCCAAAGUGGAAAAAACCAGACAGUGACAAGCCCGAACAGUUUCAUAGUGAUGAAGGUGAUCUUAAAGAACAUGACUGGACAGAAAUAAAAAAACAACUCAACAUAAAGAGUAGCAAAGAGGAGUCAAGGGACAAACAUAUGUCAAAUGUAAAGGAUCUUAAAGAAGGGGAGGCAACUAGUAAUAAUGACACACAGUCAUCUGAUAUAUCAAAGGAGAAAUCUUAAGAGAAUUUGAAACUAUCAGUGAGUAAUAUGAAUAGCUUUCCAACAAACUGUCAUCAAUUGAUGAAUGUGAUAUUAUUGAUGUGUAUGUGAUUCUAGGUGUUACAUUUGUAAGUACAGUAUAACCCUGAUGUACCAACGCUUUCUGUUAGAAGAGAUUUUGGCUGUACCACGAGUUUGCCUGUACAAAAUGUUGUCCCUGUUAAAUGACAGAUGAUCAAUGUAUGCUUCUUUAAAUGCGUAAAUAUCCUACACUUGACAAUAAAUAUAUCAAUUUACAAUACAAUUAUUUAUGCCGAUCUUUUCACACCCCAACGUUUUUUACACAAUACUGAAAGUUUAUUUUUUUUUAGCAGUAUUCUAAUUUCGGCACUUGUCAAUGAGUCAGUUGUCACACUCUAAGUAUGACACUAUGAUUGCGCUAGUUUAAGUUUUUGUUUAUAGUUUCCUACUGUAGUGUUAAGAGAGUGCCAAUUCAUCCAUGCACCAAUCAGUUAAAAUUUGAUAAAACACUUAAAUUUGUGUCAGCUAAAAUAAAUUUGUGUCAGCUAAAAUAAACUUGUGUCAGCUAAAAUAAACUUGUGUCAGCUAAAAUAAGUACGCUUACAGUGAUUUGUUCUUAAACAGACAUAGCAUAAAUAUUGAACUAGCUGUAGUAUAACAGUCAGUGUGACAUGGGAGAAAUGAGCAUUACUACUAGAAAGUACCAACAAGAGUGUCAGCUUCAUGACCGGUAUUUACCAGGUAGUAGUUCUACUAGCAUUUAAAUAAAUCCUCAAAUGUUGUCUGCUUAGCGGUGUUAUCUCACACGUUUGCAAGAAUAUCUGUUUAUCAAAUCUGUAGUCCUGGUACUCUGUUUCACUGGUGGACAAGUGGACCGAGCUCGAGCCAAAGCAAGGUACACUAUGUCAAUAGCAUCUUUGUCACAGUCGAUCUCGCAGGUAUAUCGUCCUAUGGUAAAACCUAAAUGGGUUGUAAGCAUAUGUCCAUUUAGAUUGUCUCACCAUCAAACAUAAAUCAGGAUUGAGGUAAUAUCAGUUUAGACUGUAAUAUAGACUGUAGAUCCACAUCAUUAUCUGUGGUAGUCUCGUGUGUUACACCACACUAAAACACCACAGUCUGUCCUGCUUGGAGGAAUGUUGUACAUGAAUAAAUAACAAAUAGUAUCUUAGUAAAUAGUAUUCAGGUUUAAAUCUAAGGACAGCAUCUAAAAACUGACCCCUGGUCUCAGUCAGCUGUAAAGUCCACAACCAAAACACUCGAGUACAUUUCUGUGAUGUUUGUGUGAUGUUAUCGAGGCUUGCAAAAAUAUUUGUAAAACUGAACUACAUAUCAUGGCUGAUUGGUUUAACCUGUUCUGACAAAAUUGAUGGCGGUAUGUAAGCUCAAGUAAGGUGGUACAACAUACGGGUAAAAACACAUCACGGUAAAUACUAUAUCAUAGGUAUGAAAAGCUGUGUUUACUAAUCAAGUUAUAUCUAAACUUGUCCAUGUGUCCGGAAUAUAAAUGAGAAUCAGAAAGUGUAUAAAAAGCUGUGUUUAAUAAUAAAGUUAUAUCUAAACUUGUCCAUGUGUCUGGAAUAUGGAUGAAAAUCAGAAAGUGUAUAAAAAGCUGUUUAAUAAUAAUGUUAUAUCUAAACUUGUCCAUGUGUCUGGAAUAUGGAUGAGAAUCAGA
Molecule: messenger RNA, 2611 nt
Organism: Mizuhopecten yessoensis (Yesso scallop)
Lineage: Eukaryota; Metazoa; Mollusca; Bivalvia; Pectinida; Pectinidae
Product: NADH dehydrogenase [ubiquinone] 1 alpha subcomplex assembly factor 4-like
Exons: 3
Coding region: 58-939 (293 amino acids)
Biological process (GO): mitochondrial respiratory chain complex I assembly
Cellular component (GO): mitochondrion
Source: RefSeq, a predicted model, not a curated record